GCAGCCGCAGCAGAAGUCAAACAACUUCAGAUACUGUUGCAUAAAUUGUCUCCUUCAAAAUAUUACAUCUUUCAGCCAUAAACAGACGCUGAAUGCACUCGUCACAACAUGAUUUCAGCAGCUCUCGCGAAAAAGGUUGUUUGUAGCAUUUACCGGGCAUCACUGUGGCCAGCUGUUGGCACAGUGAUAUCUCGGGGUUACCGUGGCGAUGCCCAAGAACCAACCCUGAUCGAGAUCCCCCUCCCUCCGUGGGAGGAGAGGACAGGCGAGUCCAUGGCGAUCAAGAGAAAAAGACUUGUGUACGAGAGCCGCAAGAGAGGCAUGCUGGAGAACUGCAUCCUUCUGAGUCUUUUUGCAAAGCAGUACCUGAACACAAUGAGUGAAGCUCAGCUGAGACAGUACGACAGACUCAUCAAUGAACCGAGCAAUGACUGGGACAUCUACUACUGGGCCACAGAGGCGGUGCCGACACCUGAUGUUUAUGAGGGCGAAGUGAUGGACAUGCUCAAAGAGUUCACCAAGAACAGGAACAUGGAACAGCGUCUGGAUGCACCGAAUCUGGAAUACCUGGACAAGAGCAGUUAAACUUCACCUGUCCAUCAGAGACUCUCAUGAGCUCAUCUCGUGUCUUGUUUAAACCACUUUAAACAUGUUUCUGCCAUUAGAUGGACAGGCUUGAUAUGGCUAUAAAAUAAUGCACAUGUAUAUUUAUGUUAUUUACAUUAAAAUAAACUGUUGAAGUAUUAGGGCUAUACAAAUAAAUCGGUUAUCAUUCAAAUGAGUGAACAAUUUAUCAUAAAUACCACAAAAUGCAUAUGGAGAACUCCUACUAUCAAGUCGAUUCAGAAGUUUUCAGAAAGCAUUAUUUUUUUCUAAGGAUUACUCUUUUGUUACAUUAUUUGAUGUAUAUCUGGAAAAGUUGUAUAAAAAUAUCAUGAGCUAGCGGGUAAAAAACAUGUUGUUUUGAUACUUUUGAUAAAGUAACAUAAAGCUGGUAUUUUUAUUAUCAUUGUGUAUAAAUCGAAAACUUUCUCAUAAUUGUGGCUUUUUAUGAGAUGCUACUGGUAAGUCAAAAAUUAAGUUAAAUUAUGAUAUUUAAAUCACUUUUAUUAAAAUGCCUUAGAUAAAAACAUAACCGGUGUGCAUCUUAAGACAAAACUAUGGCACUCACAUAUUUUAAGAAUAUGUUUUCAGUUAAACUUCCCAAACUUUCACUUAGUCUGGGACUAGUCUUAAGCCUUGUCUGUGAAACCGGUCAAGUAUGUCAUAAUGAGAAACUUUCCCAUAGUUUUUACUUAAACGGAUACUUAACCCAAAAAUUACAAUUCUGUCAUCAUUUACUCACUGUCAUGUUGUUCCAAAUCUUCCAAAAAGAUGUUUGGAAGAAUGUUAGCAAUUUUCAAUUCUGGGACAUCAUCCACUACUAUAGUAUAAAAAAGAUUGUAUACUUUUUGUUCUAUUGACCGCAAAAUGAGAUAUUUAGAAGAAUUUAGGAAAACAAACCGUUCUGGGGCACCUUUGACUACCAUUUAAUUUUUCCUACUAGUGAAUGAUGUCACAGAACCGUAAAUUGCUGACAUUCUUCCAAAUAUCUUCCUUUGCGUCGUCAGAAAGUAAUUUAUACAGGUAUGAAAUUACAUGAGGGUCAGUAAAUAAAUGACAGAAUUUUCAUUUUUGUGUGAACUAUCCCUUUAAUAUCUCAUCAUAAUGAGACGUUGUAAUUAUGACUUCACUAUGGCCAUGCAAAA
Molecule: messenger RNA, 1748 nt
Organism: Triplophysa rosa
Lineage: Eukaryota; Metazoa; Chordata; Actinopteri; Cypriniformes; Nemacheilidae
Gene: sdhaf2
Product: succinate dehydrogenase complex assembly factor 2
Exons: 4
Coding region: 109-585 (158 amino acids)
Biological process (GO): protein-FAD linkage; mitochondrial electron transport, succinate to ubiquinone; tricarboxylic acid cycle
Cellular component (GO): mitochondrion
Source: RefSeq, a predicted model, not a curated record